CGCGCCAGAAAGGGCCCGGUCGCGCCGAGGCUCGAGCGGCCGUCGCCAUUUUGUAGGGUUGUCUUCUGACGCGGGAGCCGCCGCCACCGCCGCCCGCCGCCCGGAGGCUCUUGUCCAGGAUGGUGAAGCUGUUCAUCGGCAACCUGCCCCGGGAGGCCACGGAGCAGGAGAUCCGCUCCCUGUUCGAGCAGUACGGGAAGGUGCUGGAAUGUGACAUCAUCAAGAACUACGGCUUCGUGCACAUCGAGGACAAGACGGCGGCCGAGGAUGCCAUCCGCAACCUGCACCACUACAAGCUGCACGGCGUGAACAUCAACGUGGAAGCCAGCAAGAACAAGAGCAAAGCCUCGACCAAGCUACACGUGGGCAACAUCAGCCCCACGUGCACCAACCAGGAGCUGCGGGCCAAGUUCGAGGAGUACGGGCCGGUCAUCGAGUGUGACAUCGUGAAAGAUUAUGCCUUCGUGCACAUGGAGCGGGCGGAGGACGCGGUGGAGGCCAUCAGGGGCCUUGAUAACACAGAGUUUCAAGGCAAGCGGAUGCACGUGCAGUUGUCCACCAGCCGGCUCAGGACUGCGCCCGGGAUGGGAGACCAGAGCGGCUGCUAUCGGUGCGGGAAAGAGGGGCACUGGUCCAAAGAGUGCCCGGUAGACCGGACGGGCCGCGUGGCGGACUUCACUGAGCAGUACAAUGAACAGUACGGGGCAGUGCGCACGCCGUACACCAUGGGCUACGGGGAGUCCGUGUAUUACAACGACGCCUACGGAGCCCUUGACUACUAUAAGCGCUACCGCGUGCGCUCGUACGAGGCGGUGGCGGCGGCGGCAGCUGCCUCUGCGUACAACUACGCGGAGCAGACCAUGUCCCACCUGCCGCAAGUGCAGGGCACGGCCGUGACCAGCCACCUCAGCUCCACCUCCGUGGAUCCCUACGACAGACACCUGCUUCAGACCUCGGGGGCCGCCACCUCAGCCGCCAUGGCCGCCGCCGCCGCCACCUCUUCCUCCUACUACGGAAGGGACAGAAGCCCCCUGCGCCGCGCUGCCGCUGUGCUCCCCACGGUCGGAGAGGGCUACGGUUACGGGCCCGAGAGUGAGCUGUCCCAGGCGUCGGCGGCCGCGCGGAAUUCCCUCUACGACAUGGCCCGGUAUGAGCGGGAGCAGUAUGCGGACCGGGCGCGGUACUCAGCCUUUUAAAAACUGGAGUCCCAGGAGCCCGAUGUUAACGAGGCUGCCAGGAGGAAACACUCCAGAACAGUUGGGGAGCCAAAUUCGGGUCUCACCCUAGCAGAGCUGAUCCAAGACCGUCACAGCUUUUGAAGUCGAUUGGCACAGAUCAAGACCAAGAUUUGGCCCUUUGUAAUAAGUAGAGGAACUUGGUGUGAGUUAACUUUUAUUUUCCCUCCAGCCAUUGAUGUCUGGAGUUCCAUCGUGACUGCAAGAAUUAGAGAACUCUAGGAGUGAUUCAUUUUGGAUUUGGCGAGGGAGAUUUGGUCAGUUCGGGGAACUGUUGGCACAUGACAUUGUGACCUCUAGGUGUGUGGAAUGACCUGUUUCUCCUUGAGACCCCAUAUUCUUCAUGACUCAUUUCUGAAAGUUUUAUGUGAAAUGAAAAACACACUUAGAACAGUGCAGUUGGCUUGCUGCUUAUGGGAUCUCGUAAGCAUCUCUCACGUUUCCAAGACCCCGUGCUUAAAGUGCGCUUUCAACGGUGUGUGUGCCCUUGCUUGCUCUGGGUAGCCUUGUAGAGGCCACGCUUCCAGGGAAGAGCGGGCGAUGGCUUAUCGCUAGCCUAGCGGUUAGGGCUGGGUGUGCUGUGACUCCUCGGUAAUUACUUGGACUGUGCACCAGUCUGACCUCCUUCUGUUCUGUUCUCUCUCUCCCCGGAACGCAGGCCGGGCCCAGGGCCCUUGUCCUCGGACCAGCCGCUCUCCAGGCCCUCAGUAAGCUCUCUGUUGUGCUCUCUUUCAGGUAGGAUAAUUGCGGACUGAACCCUCGGGCUGCGGUCAUGUAUGACAACUUGCUCCGCGCGGUCCCCUUUGCCGGGAUGUUUCCAUUGCUUCAUGUUUCAGUAAACAAAGGAGUUUGUGACCAACUAUGUUUUCUUUCUUAAUUUAAUUCUUCUGAGUUUUUUCUUUCCUCUUGACACUAGUGUCUGUAGCCCUUCACUCUGUUCCUUGUAUCCUCAGCCUCCGAGCCGCCCUAGGUAAGGACUGCUGGCGCCCCUCCCUGUGCAGUUGGAAGCCUUCUUAUCUUGCUCUCCUAGGAGUUGAGUCCUUCUCCCUGCCUACCUCCAGCAUUCCCUCUCCCGAAAAUGACCAUGUAGUGACAAACAGCCUUUUAUUCUGUUAGCUCUGGACUCUUAACACCGAAGCUAAUCUUUUGAAAUUGCUAGGACCAUUGGGGGUUUUGUUGUUUUGUUUCGUGUCUGACCUGUGAUCGUGGUACAGCAUUAGCUGAAAUUUAGCCUUGUUUUAUUCCUCUCCUCCCACCCCCCUUUUUUUUUAAAUUUUUUUGACAAAUAAACAUUUCUAAUACUU
Messenger RNA from Ochotona curzoniae (black-lipped pika), 2539 nucleotides. Its product is annotated as RNA-binding protein 4. Gene Ontology annotation, molecular function: zinc ion binding; mRNA binding. Gene Ontology annotation, cellular component: nuclear speck; cytosol. Bases 120 to 1196 code for a protein of 358 amino acids. Gene Ontology annotation, biological process: mRNA splicing, via spliceosome. The record is from RefSeq and is a predicted model, not a curated record. The transcript is spliced from 4 exons. NCBI's taxonomy places the organism in Eukaryota, Metazoa, Chordata, Mammalia, Lagomorpha, Ochotonidae.